UAUCAGACAUGCAACAUGAAUAUCAAAUAAAAAUAAGGUAUCUACAAGAAUUUACUGCUUUAGGAACUGCUGGUGGAAUGUAUCAUUUUCGAGAUUUAAUUCGGGGAGGAUCUCCAGAAGCUUUCUUUAUUUUAAAUGGUGAUGUUUGUGCUGAUUUUCCAUUACAGAAAUUACUUGAAUUUCAUAAGAAACAAAAUAAUGCAUUAGCAACAAUUAUGGGAACUGAAGCUACCAAAGAGCAAGCAAUUAAUUACGGCUGUCUUGUAAUGGAUAAAUUCUUUUUAAUACGAAUGGAUUCAAAUUCAGAGAAGCUCUCCAGGAUCUCGGUUUCAACAGAAUACGAUAACCAAGAAUAG
Messenger RNA from Ctenocephalides felis (cat flea), 356 nucleotides. RefSeq names its product mannose-1-phosphate guanyltransferase alpha-like. The coding region runs from base 9 to 356 and encodes 115 amino acids. The record is from RefSeq and is a predicted model, not a curated record. Gene Ontology annotation, cellular component: cytoplasm. The transcript is spliced from 3 exons. NCBI's taxonomy places the organism in Eukaryota, Metazoa, Arthropoda, Insecta, Siphonaptera, Pulicidae. Gene Ontology annotation, biological process: biosynthetic process.